Lonchura striata (white-rumped munia) is the source of this 2185-nucleotide messenger RNA. Lineage: Eukaryota; Metazoa; Chordata; Aves; Passeriformes; Estrildidae. The record is from RefSeq and is a predicted model, not a curated record.
CGGCAACGGCGGCGGCGCCCUCUGCUGCUGCUGCCCUCCCGCGGUAACAGUGGAUAUUACAAGUAGGAUCUUGGAUGAAAUUUCAAGGCCUGCAUCUAGCUCAAGACCUAAUUGUAGAUCUUUAAAUACAUCUAUGGAGUUAUUAACACCAGAACCAUGUUUGCAAAAGGUUGAUUCACCUGUCAGUUUGGCUGAUGGUUAUCAGAGAGGCAGUCUAGAAGAUUGCUGUCCAGCAGAAAAUAAAGGUGAUGACAGAGAUAAAUCUGAUGUCCAGGAAGUAAGAACUGAUCAGCAAGCAGUGGAGAGCAUGACCUUCUCCCUUCACAAGUGUCUAUGGAAUCCUGAUGAGUUGUCAGGAUGUAGCUCUAAUUCAGAUUCUCGAGAUGUAAACACUGAAACACAGACGUCAAAAUUCUGUGAAUUUUCCCCAGGACAACCAAGUAAUGCAAAGUCAGAUGUUACUUCACAAACUUUGAAAUCCAAUGAAUCUUCCCCAGGAAAACUAGACUCUUCUGACUUGGAAUGUUCUGAAGACACGGAUAUAAAUGCUCAGAUUCAAGCAGCUAUAAAGAAAAUGAAUAAACUUGACACAAUACUUGAAAAACAGUGUUUUAAGGAAAAAGUAGUUAAAAAGCAAGGCAGAGAAAUGAGGGCAAUGCUCUGGGAAGAACUUCAGUGUAUCAGAACCACAGGAAGCCACGAGGAGGUGGAAAACACAAACCAGUUUUUAGCUUUGUUCUCCACAUGGCACAAUACAGCUGAUCCUUCCCAUGCUAAAGAAGAUGAAAUAUGUACUUCAGUAUUUCACACACACAUGAAUCUUGAAGAUUAUGAUUGCCAUAAAGCCCAAGAAAACCAGGAUAAUCCAAGUGAGUUAGAAACAGAAAAAACAGCAGAAAAAACGCAUAGCAAAAAUCAAACCAACCAGCAUUUCAUUAAAAAGAACAUUGAGCUAGCAAGGGAUUCAGGAAACCAAUUUGUUAUGCUUGAGGGAGAAAGGAAGAGGGUUACUGAACUAUUGAAAGAUACAGAAGAUGAAUCUGAAUUGCAAGAUUUUGAGGACAAUGUAGCUGUCUGGCAGGCAUCAGGAGAAGGGUACACACCUGAACUGAUGGAAGUUCAUCUCCUGAAUGAGAUAGACAGUAAGCUUCAACUGCUACUAUCUGCUGGGGAGUUUCCUGCUCUUUCCAGCUCUGGCUCAAAAUGUCCAAGCCAGAUAUAUCAGGAGCCUCUGAUUUAUGAAAAUAGAAGCCUAGAAACACUUCCAGGUGAAAAUGUUCUGCGGGAAAAUAAGGAAAAGCGUGAUCAAGAGAAUCGUCUGAAAGAAAUAGAUUAUCAGCUGGAAUCCCUAGAGAGAAGUCUUACUGAAGAACAAAUGAGCCUCUCUGAAGAGCAGCUUAAGACCCUUCUGGAAGAAUGUAUGCGGCCUCAGAGAACAAUAAGUAACGUUACCAUGCCACAGUCUCAGGAAUCUCUUUCUUUUGGAUUAAGUCCCCCUUGUUACACAAGUCAAGACUCCACUCUUCACUCCACAUCUAGUCUUUCCAAAAUGUUAGUUGAAGACCAUAUUGUAGGGAUGUUAACGGCUCAGGAAAAGGCUGGACUCGAAGACAAAAGCUUAUGUGUUAAUGCAGAGAGCAAAAUCCCUGGCUACUAUAUCAGCAAAGCAUUGGCUGGUAGUCACUUAUCAAAGGAUUCACUGGCCCAAACAGAGGAACCUGAUGACCUAGAAGGUUUACAGAAGAUGGAAGAUAAGAGUUUUACUGAAGGUUACUUUAUGUCAAGAGUGCUCAACACAAAAAGAUUGAAGAAACCUUCUUUCUUGGGUGAACCAUUAUAUUGCAUUGGCAUGAACAAUGAGCCAUCCACAGAGGCUGACAUUCCCAGCAUACCACUGCAAACCAAAGGAGGUGACUCAGUUCUGUCUGAAGCAAUUAGUCCUGGACAUAGCCCAAAAGAUCAUAUGAACAUUGAAAUUUGAGGGGAUAUGCUUCUCUUCACAACUAUUUUCUGAAAGUGUAGCUAAACCUCGUACAGACAUACAGUAUCAUAUCAAGCAACUGGAUGGGAAUAAAUUAUUAUAAUUUAAAAUGUUCUGUGGGUUGAUUUUUUCUUUAGAGAUAAUUAUUAUUGUCAUUGCCAUAUAUUGUUGUCUUUUGGUUUCAAAAUAAAGUCUUGCAUUUCA